Molecule: messenger RNA, 459 nt
Organism: Dictyostelium purpureum
Lineage: Eukaryota; Evosea; Eumycetozoa; Dictyosteliales; Dictyosteliaceae
Product: 40S ribosomal protein S14
Exons: 4
Coding region: 1-459 (152 amino acids)
Biological process (GO): translation; maturation of SSU-rRNA from tricistronic rRNA transcript (SSU-rRNA, 5.8S rRNA, LSU-rRNA); ribosomal small subunit assembly
Cellular component (GO): cytosolic small ribosomal subunit; ribosome
Molecular function (GO): small ribosomal subunit rRNA binding; mRNA 5'-UTR binding; structural constituent of ribosome
Source: RefSeq, a predicted model, not a curated record
AUGUCAGGAAAGAAAGAAGUAAAAGCCCCAAAAGUUGUUGAAGCUUUAUCAGCCAGAAUCCCAGUUCUUGGUAACGAAUUAGUCUUUGGUGUUGCUCACAUUUUUGCUUCAUUCAAUGAUACUUUCGUCCACGUCACUGAUCUUUCAUCAAAAGAAACCAUCGUUCGUGUUACUGGUGGUAUGAAAGUUAAAACUGAUCGUGAUGAAUCAUCACCAUACGCUGCUACCAUGGCUGCUCAAGAUGUUGCUGCCCGUUGCAAAGAAAUCGGUAUCACUGCUCUCCACAUUAAAUUAAGAGCUACCGGUGGUAAUGGUUCAAAAACCCCAGGUCCAGGUGCCCAAUCAGCCUUAAGAGCUCUUGCCCGUUCAGGUAUGAGAAUCGGUCGUAUCGAAGAUGUUACUGGUAUCCCAACUGAUAGCACCCGUAGAAAAUCAGGUCACAGAGGUAGACGUUUAUAA